GUGGCGCGGUCAUGUUGUGAGGACGGUUGUUUCUCUCAAUUUUUUUAAACUUUGUUUGUAAACAAAGUAUUAAACCUUCCUUCUUUUUGAAGUUAGCUAAUAACUUUAUCACAAAAUAUUCUGAUAUCGGUCUUGUAUCGCCUCGCAUUUAAAAAAUGGUUUUUGUUAUUAUAUUAGCGAUAAUUGGUGCCAUCGCAGUGACUUUGUUACUUAUUGAUUCUUUAUGGAGUUUAUUCCAGUUGGUAACUUCUCAUUUGAUGCCGUUCUUCCUUCCCACGGAGGUUCAGUCUCUGACAAAGAAGUUCGGAUCAUGGGCUGCGGUUACCGGCAGCACAGACGGCGUGGGGCGGGAAUACGCGCGGGAAUUGGCGCGACGUGGCCUUAACAUCGUACUCAUCAGCCGCAACCAUGACAAGCUGAGGAAUGUCGCCGCGGAGAUCGAGAAGGAGUCCGGUGUAAAAACUAAGAUCAUAGUGGCCGACUUCAGCAAGGGCGCAGAAGUGUACCGUCACAUAGAAGAGGAACUCAAAGAUAUACCUCUAGGAAUCUUAGUGAACAAUGUGGGCUGCCAGUAUGAGUAUCCGACGCAACUGUGCGAGUUGCCGGCGGAAAAGGCGUGGGAGUUGAUCAACGUGAACGUGGGCGCGGUGACGAUGUUGUCGCGGCUGGCGUUGGCCGGCAUGGCGGCGCGCGGCCGCGGCGCCCUCGUCAACGUCUCCUCCGGCUCCGAGCUGCAGCCGCUACCACUCAUGGCGGUCUACGCCGCCACUAAGGUAUACGUGCGCAGCUUGACACUGGCUAUACGUGAAGAGUACGCGUCGAGAGGUAUCUACGUGCAGCAUCUGUCUCCUUUGUUCAUCGCUACAAAAAUGAACGCGUUCUCACCGCGUCUGUCUCGCGGUGGUCUGCUGGUGCCGGACGCGCACACGUACGCCCGACACGCGGUGGCUGCGCUCGGCCGCGUACACGACACUACGGGGUACUGGCUGCAUGGCAUACAGUAUUUCUUUAUCAAAGUAGCUCCGGAGUGGCUGAGGAUCAAAAUUGGGAUGUAUAUGAAUCAAGACUUCAGGAAUGAACAUUUUGAAAGCGUGAGGUCGAAGGCGCAUUGAGGCUCAAUAGUACAAUCUCAUACUGUGUUAUUUAGACAUUUUUUAAAUAAUUUUAGGUUAAAAUUAUCAAGUAAAAUAGCGAG
Messenger RNA from Papilio machaon (common yellow swallowtail), 1195 nucleotides. Its product is annotated as inactive hydroxysteroid dehydrogenase-like protein 1. NCBI's taxonomy places the organism in Eukaryota, Metazoa, Arthropoda, Insecta, Lepidoptera, Papilionidae. The coding region runs from base 156 to 1112 and encodes 318 amino acids. The record is from RefSeq and is a predicted model, not a curated record. The transcript has 6 exons. Gene Ontology annotation, molecular function: oxidoreductase activity.